Molecule: messenger RNA, 3573 nt
Organism: Ascoidea rubescens DSM 1968
Lineage: Eukaryota; Fungi; Ascomycota; Saccharomycetes; Ascoideales; Ascoideaceae
Exons: 1
Coding region: 1-3573 (1190 amino acids)
Source: RefSeq, a predicted model, not a curated record
AUGGCUGCUCGUGUUGGAAAUUCCCUAUACAAUGGCUAUAGCAACUUGAACUCCAUCAGCAUCGCAAACACUGACUAUGGAAAGAAGUACUCAACAACCAAUCUCCAAAAGAGCUUCACUGCUCAUACCCUCAAAUCAAAGGCUUCUUCUACUCUUCUAACAACUGAAAGUGACAUUCAAAAUAACAACAACAACAACAACAACAACAACAACAAUAACUCAAAUGUCAUUCAAAGAAAAUACCAAAAAUAUCGUUCUUUAUUACUCACAAGAAAACCCUCCCUUCAUCAAAACCACUCUCAAUAUUCAAAUGCUUUAAAUCUAUCUCAGACAUUAUCAUCUGUUGAUAAUCUAUCCCACUUACCCAACUUUCCUGAAUUAACUUACCCAUUAUCCCUAGCUGAUCUCCCCGAUAACGUUCUCACCUUGAUUAUAACCUAUGUUUCAACUGGCGUUAAAUACUCAAACACUCCUAUAAUUCCAAAAAAAAGGAAUCAAAAAUCAAAAAAAAUGAAUAAUGUAUCCUUUCUAACCCCUUCAGUUUUAAUCUCAAAUGACUCUCAAUCAAAUACUAACAAUAAAAUUAACAAAAUUAACAAAAUUAACAACAAAAACUACAGCUACCAUUACAAUCACAUCAACCUCAAAUCCUUUUUUAACGAUUUUAAUGCUGAUUAUAUUGAUUCCGAACUAAGAGAACAAAAAUAUCUCAACAAAAUACUAACCAAUUACAAAUACUCUCUUCAUUACAACUCUACUCCAAAUAAUUCAUUAAUCAAUCUAUUAUAUCUCAACAAAAAAUUCUAUAAAUUAACUUUACCAAUUCUUUACUCCAAAAUCAACUUCAGAUCUUCUUAUCGAUUUGCCCAAUUUAUUUCAACUAUAAGAAAAAAUAACUUAUUAGGUCUAUAUGUUAGAGAAAUCAAUUUGGAAAAUUUAGAUGUCUUAUAUUAUAUUCCCUUCUAUAACAACAUCAACAACUCAAAUACCUUUGUAAUUCUAUCUGAAAAGGAAAAAAACCAAAUUGAAAAUUUAAUUAAUUCAAAUGAUGAUUUUGAUGGUAAUUUUAAUAAAGUUGAUUUAACGCUCUACGAUACUCCAUCAAAUUUAAGAAAUAAUCAUAAUCACAAUAAUCAUAACAAUCAUAAUAAUAAUAAUCAUAAUAAUCACAAUAAUCACAAUAAUCACAAUAACAUUCACAAUAUACACAAUAUACACAAUAUACACAUUCACAAUAACAAUAAUAACCAAAAUCAUUUUAAUAACAAUCAAAAUAAUCUUAACAAUAAUCGAAUUCCUAACAGAGUGAAUAACCACUCUAACAAUCAACAUUUCAUUUCAUUACUACCAAAUCUCGCAGAUUUCGAAGAAGAUAGUAAAGAAAAUAACAUUUUAGCAGGAUGGAGAGACUGGAAAAAUAGAGGUGAUCCAUUGUACUCACUAUUAGUCCCAACUACUGCAAAAUUGCACAAAUCUCAAUCAAGCCCAUCAUUAAACAAAAAGAGAUCCGGUUCGAUUACAAGAGUGAAUUCAAGAGUAUCCAAUUUUUCCUACCAUAGCAAUUUUAGUUCUCAUUCAUUGACAAGAACAAAUUCAAAAAUCUCAUUAAUCAAAUCAAAUUCAACUUCUAAAAGAGCCAAUCUAAAGGCUAAAUUUAAAUUUUUUUUGAAUUUCAAGCAUAAAUAUUAUCAAAAUGAUAACACUAAUAAUAAUAACCAUAGUAACAAUAACAGUAAUAAUAACAAUAACAAUAACAAUAACAGUAAUAAUAACAAUAACAACAAUAAUAAUAACAAUGGAAAAGUCCAAAUGGGAAUUACUAAGAUUAAUUCAAAGAAAUCAUUGCCAUUUUCUAGCCCACAUCCAUUAAGAAAUAAAAUUAUGCAAAAAUAUUCAUCAAAGGAAAUACCAGUUGGAUUUAUAAUUCAUCUAUUAAAAAUUUGUGAAAGAAUUGAAGUGUUUAAUAUGAAUAAAAUAUUAUUAUCGCAAGAAUAUGAAAUUGAAUAUAAUGCUCAUGAUGAUUAUGGAGUAUUACUAAAGAAAAACGAGAAAAUUUUUAAAACACAACAACGUACAAUGAUAAGUUUAAAUACUAAAACUACGUUGAAUCCAUCACCGUAUAAGAGUAGUAAUAAUAGUAAUUCCACAUCAAGUUUUAAAAAAAAGAAUGUCAAUAUAGAUGAUGGAAGAAGUCGAGCUAAAAGUUUUGGUGAUACUACGACUAAUAAUAACAGUUAUACUAAUGUUGGCAAUUUGAAUAAUCUUAAUGACAGUAGUUCUAAUUUACUUUCUAACAAUGCCAAUUUAACAGUGAUCGAUCCAUACCAAAAUAUUAUUGGGGAGAUAGUGGCAGCAUAUGGAACAUCAGUUUAUUCCAGACAAACUAGCACAUAUAGAAGGGGAUAUGGUGGUAGCCCAUAUUCCAGUUUUUUUGAUAAUGGAAACAGUCGAUCUACUCCUAAUUUAAGACAGAUGAGUAGUAAUGGUAAUUUUAACAGUCCUAAUAACAAUUCAAGUGGAGAUAAUAAUAAUAAUAAUAAUAAUAAUAAUAAUUUACAAGAAGAGAUUAUAAAAUUGGCAAAAGAAUUUCCAAGUGUGACAUCAGCUAUACUUCGAAAUAUCAAUAAUCCUUCAACUUCUUCUCUGAUGUUUAAGAAUAAUGGGGCAGUAAAAAAUUUUUUGAAUUCGAUUCUGUUGAACGGGGAAGUAUCGAGCAAUUAUUCUAUUAAUUUUAGUAAUGUUGCUAAUGGUAAAAAAAAAAUGAGCAGUAAUUCGAAUUCAUUUGAAUUUGAGAUAUUAACUGAGAGCAAGAGUGAUAAUUUGGAUUUUUAUAAAGAUACAUUUGAUUAUGGAAAUAGUGGUAGUAAUAGUACUAAUAUUAAGAAGAAAAGUGAAGGAGUGAACGGUUAUUCUAAUAUUAAUUAUCUUAGUAUUAGUAAUGGUUCAACCAAUAAGGGGAUGAUUAGUUCCAGAUCAUAUAAUUCAGGAUUAGAAAUGGAGUUAUUUGAAGAAGAGGAAAAUGAUGAGAUUAAUCGCGAUUCAGGGAAAGGAAAAGAAAGGCAAGAAGUGAAACAGAAGAAAGAUAAGCAAAAAACAAGAAAGGCAGUCUGUUUUGAUAAAGAUAUCAAAGAAGAUAAGAAAGAAAAAAGUUUAUUGAAUACACCGCUUUACGAGUUAAGUAGCAAGCACUAUCCGAAUAAGGGGCAUAUUGAUCUCCAGCGAGAUUUGACUUUAUACUUGUCGGAUGUUAAAAAGGCCAACAAUUGGGAAUUAGACCAGUUGAGAAAGAUCAAGACAGUUGAGAUAAUGGACUUCUUGCAAAGUUUAAAGUACUUGAGAAAAGUGAGCUUGGGGUCUUUGAACUGGUUGAACGCAGACGUUGUAAAGAGGUUUUUGGUUUAUUCGCAGUCAAUUUUGAACCACAGUCUCAGAGAGAUUGAUUUCAGAAACAGUGGGAUGCUGAGAAACUUGGAUUGGGCAAUAGUUGGAAGCGUGGACGACGUAUUUAUGGCGUUCCACGAGGAGGAGCGCUUUGAUCCACUAGCUACGAUGGGCCAGAACUAUUUCAUAUAG